Molecule: messenger RNA, 2881 nt
Organism: Marchantia polymorpha subsp. ruderalis
Lineage: Eukaryota; Viridiplantae; Streptophyta; Marchantiopsida; Marchantiales; Marchantiaceae
Source: the annotation of a GenBank genome assembly
AUCGUCGUGAAAUUUGGAUUCAUUUGAAGUAUUUCAUUUCGUCCCCUAGGCGGCGCGCAUGUUUCUCAACGGUUCCAAGUCAAUUGCAUCUUCAGUAGCUCGAAAUUCGAACAAUUUCUACCCGCGGGAUUUGCAAUUUGAAUCGGGGGUUGCAGAUUCUUGAAUACGCUGUGGGGCUUCAAAAAUGGCGUCCCAUGCGACCAUUUCGAAAUUCAAAUCAUCGGAUUUUCGGGCACUUCCCGCUCCGGAGGGUUUUGAUUUCAUAAGCUCAGGUCGUGAUUAGUCUCGACUAGAAGAAAGGGCACAGAAUCCUCAAAAUGUGAAGGUUUACGACUGCGCAUCAUCGAUGCAAGACUGCGGAGGAUCGACGGGAAUGAAAUGCGUCGAUGUCGGAGAGAGGUCGAUUCGGCGAAGUGUGGUGUGAUGAUUCUACCCGAGGAGUUCGGCGAUGAGAUUCGAGUUUUUCUUCGAUUCCUGCGGAGGAGAUUUUCAAUUGUUUUUUUGGAAGAUUUAUGUGUCCUCAGAAAUGUGCACUACAUCAAAUUGGAUUCACUGACUGCACUCAUUAUUUACAAGACGGUUUCCCCCACAGUCCUCAGCGUGAGACUCGAACUUAGGCGUAGAUCGAAGCCGACCAGCUGCCUCACCAAUUGAGCUGGGAUUCAUCGGUGAAACGAGUGAUAAGAUCUUCGAAUCUGCGUCAAAACGUCUUCUUUGCAAAGGAAGGAAUUAUUGCUAGAUUAGUCAUUGGAGAAUAUCUUGAGCUCGGAGGGUUUGAAUCCCAGCAAGCACCUCUCUUCUUGAAUCUCGGUGAAGGGGACGGCCCAAGAUGAAUACUUCAAGUAUUCCCAAUUGAGUUCGCACUGCCUAUGUUCCACCGACUCGCGAACAAUUGAGCAUUCCGGGGCAGCGAGUUCUGAACAAGGCGGGAACUCCGAGCCGUAUUCGGUUCGAGAAGAGAACGUAAUGCAGAUUAAAGAAGGAAAUCAAUGAAGGCUCCGUGUAAGUGAGUCCUCGGUUCAGGCGAGCCUCUCAAAGCAGCGACGCUUGCGCAGGAAGCAAAGAAGAAACUAAUCUUUUCGUUUGAUUGGCAAAGACUCGCGUAUCUCGACAUGAAAGGGCGAUCAGAGAGUGCAGGAAAUUCGAGACCGGCAUCGACCUGUCGCGGGCAAGAAGUUGAUUCUGAAUUCUCUAAGUGGAUUAAUGAAGCGCGUGAAGAAUAGAGAGGAAAAAAUGGGCAUGAGAGUUCCAGCGCGUAGGGUCCGAUCGGCUCAUCCUGGGGGAGGUUCGUAAUCGUUCGGUCAAAGACCCAAGGACACAGAAUCCGCCCCGUCAGAAUGUCCUCUAGUGGUUUACCAGGCAGGACGGGAACUUUACAUUCCAGAUCUGAACGAGUGGGGUUGAUUUCAGCGAGGCAUACAAUUCUUCUCAACUCGAUCGCAGAUCGGGCGUGUCACGAGGCGCCUUCCUGGUUAACCUCAGAGGCAACACAUCACGGAGGACUCCGCAACGCCUCUUGGGCGCGCCAAAGCCCGUCCCCACGCUCAGCUUUCAUGCCGGCUUUCAGGACUCUCAGGCAGAGUUCUAUCGGCUCGACUCUCUAUAUACUCCAUAGAUCUUGCAGCUUUCCUCGAUUAUGGUUUAAAUCUCCAUCCUAGCGUCAACUAAAUCUUUCUUCGCCAUUCUGUCGUCGUUCUCCGGAUUCUUUUACUUCUCCCGCUCCCCUGAUUCGACGGAUGGGCAUUUGGGUGGUAAAAUGUGGUCCUGGAUGCUUCGAAAGCUUUCAACAAAUUCGAUCUUCACUCGAAGAUGUUGCAAAAAUAGCAUAAUCCCCUUCUGAUGAUCAGAGAGGGAAUAUCAACAGCCCUUCUGAUGAUCGGAAGGGCUGUUGAUUCCUGGCCGUGCCUCUUCUUUCAUCUCUGUUCUCCUGCUCCUGAUUUCUUGCUUCUCGGUCGGAAAAGCCACUGAAAGAUGUUCUGGACAUUGGGAAUCUUCUGAGCUUCUUCCGAUCGACGAUAGACGUCAUCUACCGUCCCGCCGAUCAGAAGUGACGACCCGAAACCCUCACCCAGCUUCCGCAGCGCAUGAUCUCAUCGUUCGUAUCUAUUUCCCAAAUCUUUUUAGUUCUCCUGAUUUUCCUGGUUCUCGUGGUUCUCGCCAGCACAGACUGGACAGUCGGUUGGAUACCGAACGUAUACUCGGGGCCAUCGCGGGCGUUUUGAUUGUUUCCAACUCUGCCCGAUCCGUCUGAUUGCCUUCCUGGUGAUCAGGAUCUGAAGGAAGCCUGCGAUCGGACUUUUCAGCACAUGAUUUCAAGGAAAACAAUUGCGAGUGAAGCCCGCAUGUGUUAACUUCCGUGACAGGUUGAAACAUAUGCAGGAUAGCGUUUCCAGGCCUGCUUCAGCCAUAUCGGAGACUGGACAGAUUCUUUCUGAUAGGCAGCAACCGGUUUCCGUUCAAUCACGAGAGGAAUCAGUUUGUCGUAGUAAAUGAGAUUAAAUCACAAGGGACAUCCAUCCAUUAUCCUUCACCGAGUCCUUCAGCGUAUUUACUCAUUACGAUUAACUUAGACUUAAAAAUGUAGCUGCUAUGUUUAUUAUUAUGGAUGUUGUGACAUAUAUUGGAAAGGUCAUGUAAUGGUUCAGGGGAAUAGUCCAAUAAGCGGCGAAGGAGGCUUCACUGAGGAGGUUCAUCUACGAGAACAUUGAAGACAAAAAUCAUGAUCAAAUACCUCCGUUAGUGUCUCACAUCUUCAGCAGUAACCUAGUUUUGUCUUUGUUUCUUCUGACCAAGAAUUUACAGCCUAAUAGACAAAAGGGGUUUCAACGCCUCAUCCACCAUCCUUUCAAUUUACAUCCUAGCCUCACAUGAAUGAUUCAGU